Molecule: messenger RNA, 2449 nt
Organism: Pelobates fuscus (common spadefoot toad)
Lineage: Eukaryota; Metazoa; Chordata; Amphibia; Anura; Pelobatidae
Gene: RHOBTB1
Product: Rho related BTB domain containing 1
Exons: 10
Coding region: 304-2385 (693 amino acids)
Biological process (GO): engulfment of apoptotic cell; establishment or maintenance of cell polarity; cortical cytoskeleton organization
Cellular component (GO): cytoskeleton; cell projection; cytoplasmic vesicle
Molecular function (GO): protein kinase binding; GTPase activity; GTP binding
Source: RefSeq, a predicted model, not a curated record
AAUUCACAAUUUGGAGUGUCUGAGAGGGGAGGAGGGCGAAGGAGAAAGGGAAAAGAAGAAGAGAGGAGGAUAAAAAAAAAAAAGAGGGUGGAGAUGCUGAGCAGGGUAGAAAUGGCCCCUCCUGAGAUGGAUAGGGGUAGGGACUGUCAUCGCAAAGAGAGGAGACAAUGAGAUGGCGAUAUGGUGCUCUGUGAACUUCUAGCAGCCCAAAACCCUGCACCUCCUGCGGCUACCAGACACCACUGACAUUAUAUUACAGUAUAUUAUACAGGGAUCCAGGAGGAUCACACAGGGGCCGUUUCAAUGGACACUGAUAUGGAUUACGAGAGACCAAAUGUGGAGACCAUCAAAUGUGUGGUGGUGGGAGACAACGCAGUUGGGAAGACUCGACUAAUAUGUGCAAGAGCAUGUAACACAACCUUAACACAGUACCAGCUGCUGGCCACACAUGUGCCUACAGUAUGGGCAAUUGACCAGUACCGGGUUUGCCAAGAAGUCCUUGAACGCUCCCGGGAUGUCGUUGAUGAAGUGAGUGUCUCUCUACGGCUGUGGGACACCUUUGGUGACCAUCACAAGGACAGACGAUUUGCUUAUGGAAGGUCGGAUGUGGUUGUACUGUGCUUUUCAAUUGCAAAUCCCAAUUCUUUAAAUCAUGUUAAAACCAUGUGGGCUCAAGAAAUCAAACAUUUCUGUCCCCGAACACCUGUAAUUUUAGUUGGCUGUCAACUAGACUUGCGCUAUGCUGAUCUGGAGGCCGUAAAUCGGGCAAGAAGACCAUUAGCCAGACCAAUCAAAAGAGGUGAUAUUUUGCCACCAGAAAGGGGAAGGGAAGUGGCCAAAGAGCUUGGGAUUCCAUAUUAUGAAACCAGUGUGUUUGAUCAAUUUGGUAUUAAGGAUGUUUUUGACAAUGCAAUCAGGGCUGCUUUGAUUUCCCGGAGGCAUCUCCAGUUUUGGAAAUCCCAUUUGAAAAAAGUUCAGAAACCUUUUUUACAAGCUCCUUUCCUCCCCCCUAAAGCACCGCCUCCGGUUAUUAAGAUACCGGAAUCCAGUGCAGUUAACAUAAAUGAUGCUGGCGAUCUGUUGGACAAUCCUUUGUGUGCAGAUGUCAUGUUUGUCCUUCAGGACCAAAAAAGGAUCUUUGCUCAUAAGAUUUACCUUUCUACCUCCUCUUCAAAAUUUUAUGACCUUUUUUUAAUGGAAAAUGAAGAGUUCCAAAACCCCGUAGAUAGAUGUUCAAAGAAGGAAAGGCCAAUCAAGGACUUGCUUAUGAGGACAUUAAGCCUUGAUACAGAUGAGGAUACAGAUGUAGCUUCCUUGAAACCUUCCAAUGCGUGUCUUCGGAUAUCAAGAAGUGAUGAUACGUUACUAACCACUGACUUUGAUGAGGAAAACUGCAUAUCUCUAUCCUCCUGGAGUAAAGGCUUCCUCAGCAUGCAUCAAGAACUGUUGAACAACCCAAUCUCAAGCAGGACUUGUUCAAUGACAGUGGUACGAAUGGAUUCCUCUAUACAAUAUGGGCCUUUUAAAACCGUUUUACGGUUUCUUUACACUGGACAGUUAGAUGAAAAUGAAAAGGGUUUGAUGCGAGUGGCCCAGAUUGCAGAAAUCCUUGAAGUCUUUGACUUGCGCAUGAUGGUUGAAAAUAUAACCAAUAAAGAAGCCUUCAUGAAUCAGGAGAUCACAAAAGCAUUCCAUGUACGGAAAUCAAACCGAAUUAAAGAAUGUCUUUCCAAGGCAACUUUUUCUGAUGUGACUUUUACAUUGGAUGAUGGAAACAUCAGUGCCCAUAAGCCUCUGCUAAUCUGUAGCUGUGAAUGGAUGGCUGCAAUGUUCGGGGGCUCCUUUGUAGAAAGUGCAAAUAGCGAGAUUGAUCUUCCCAAUGCAAGCAAAUCUUCAAUGCAGGCGGUGUUAGAUUACUUGUAUAUUAAGCAGUUAUCAUUUUCUUCUGAAAUGGACCCUCUGGAGCUUAUAGCAUUGGCAAACAGAAUCUGCCUUCCGCAUUUGGUUGCACUUACUGAACAGCAUGCGGUCCAGGAGCUGACCAAGGCUUCGGUGAAUGGCGUUGAUAUCGAUCAAGAAGUGCUGAUGUACCUGGAACUUGCACAGUUUCACAAUGCCCAUCAAUUAGCAGCAUGGUGCUUACACCACAUCUGCACAAACUAUAACAGCGUGUGCUCCAAAUUUCGCAAGGACAUAAAGUCUAAAUCUGCAGAAAAUCAGGAAUAUUUUGAAAGACAUCGUUGGCCACCAGUGUGGUACCUAAAAGAAGAAGACCAUUACCAAAGGGUGAAAAAAGAGAGGGAGAAAGAGGACAGUGCUCUUAACAAAUAUCGCUCAAAACGCAAGUGGUGCUUCUGGAAUUCGUCAUCCGCAGCCUUCGCUUAAGCAACGAUGCUGUUGCAGACUAUAGAAACAAAACACAUGUAAAUUUAACAUGAUGUCUUAAUGU